AUGUCAAGAACUAGCUAUCUGUCUCUUGACAAUAUAUCUAUCUACCUGUCUGUCUCUGGUCAAAUCAGUCUGUCAGUUUAUCUAUCUAUCUAUCUAUCUAUCUAUCUAUCUAUCUAUCUAUCUAUCUAUCUCUGGUCAAAUCAGUCAGUUUAUCUAUCUAUCUAUCUAUCUAUCUAUCUAUCUAUCUAUCUAUCUAUCUAUCUCAGUCUGUUCAUAUCUAUCUAUUUAUCUAUGUAUCUAUCUCAUUCUAUUCAUAUCUAUUUCUGUAGGCCUUUUUCUCCAUCAAUUUCUUCCUCUUUACUAAUAAAAAAAUCUCUUCUCUCUUUUCAUAAAACCUCUCUUUCCCUCAGUUUUUUCUUUCUUUCGCUGUCUUUCCCCCGUUCUCUUCCUUUCUCUCUCUCUCUCUCUCUCUCUGUUCCCUACUUUUCUUUUUUGCACUUUCUCUCACUUACCGCUGCCUUAUUUUAUCUUCCCUUUUUCUUUUAUUUCUUCUCUCUCAACUUUCUUCUUCCUUUUUUUCUUACUCGCAGCCUGUCUUUAUCCUGCUCUGAUAUUUCCUCCUCACUUUUAAUUCACGACAAUUUCUUUCUUCUUUUCUUCUUUUCCUGCUCCCGUUCUCUCCCCGACUCUUGCAAUCACUUCUUAUCAAUUUGA
Messenger RNA from Acanthosepion pharaonis, 654 nucleotides. Lineage: Eukaryota; Metazoa; Mollusca; Cephalopoda; Sepiida; Sepiidae. The record is from the annotation of a GenBank genome assembly.